AUCUGAGGAAACGAGCCUGUUGUCGUGCGAAGCAAAUUUCGUGAAACGUGCGGAGGUCGCAGUGUUAAUCUGGUCAAACAGCAGCCCUUUUUAAAUAAGCGUGCAUUAAUUUACUUCCCAAUACACCAGGCACAUCCUAUACAAUUAAUCUUUAAUAUCGUUUAUAUGAUGGAGAAUGUUACCGCAGUUUCUGCUGAAGCAUCGGUCCAAGAUACGGUCCGAAGUGAGAAUGCGACCCAUGAGGAAGUGAAAAUCGAAAAAGAUGUGGAACAAGAACAUUCAGAUGAACCACUCUCGAAACGCAAACGAAAACAGCUGCUCAAAAUGGAAAAAUGGGAAGCGAGGAAGAAGGAGAAAAGGCGUGUGGAAAAGGCAAAGCGCAAAGCGAAACGAAUCGAAGCCGUCAAACUCGGUCUACCCGUACGUACAGGACCUAGCCGGAAGGAGUUGAAGCGGAGAGAAAUCAUUUACGAGGCGGGAUCGCCGGAAGUGGUCGUCGAUCUAAGCUUCGAUACGAUCAUGAUCGACAAGGAUGUGGCUAAGUGCGUCAAGCAGUUGUUACGCGUCUACACGGCCAACAGACGCUCCGAGAAACCCCUACCGCUGCAUUUCACCGGCAUCCGCCCGGAUGGUGCUGUUGAGAAACAUCUUUUGCGGAACGAUGGUUGUAUGCAGUGGCCUGUGCGGUUCAGCUCCGAGCAUUUCAUGAAACUGUUCGACCCGAAACAGUUGAUCUACCUUACGAGCGAAUCGGACAAUGUGAUCGAAACGCUCGAACGUAAUCACGUCUACGUCAUCGGAGGAUUGGUUGACCACAACCAGCAUAAAGGAUAUUGCCUCCGUUUGGCGGAAGAGUUCGGCAUACGGCACGCUCGUCUGCCGCUUGGCGAGCAUCUUGUACUCAAAACACGGACCGUGCUGACAAUCAAUCAAGUAUUUGAGAUACUUCUGAAUAUAAAUACCGGCAAAGAUUGGCAACAGACUUUGUUGGAUGUGAUGCCGGCACGUAAAGGAGCUACAGCAAAAGAAAAGAAAACGGAAAUCUGUGAUCUACCGCAGAACGACGUUAAGAUCGAAUCGAUGGAUUGACCUCUAAUGGUACAUGGUCCUGACGACAGCAAAAUAGUUAGUUGCGUAGCAGCGAACUCGUAAUGUUAAAUGAUAAACGAUUGUAAAUACAUAAUGUUAAAUAAAAAUACACAAUUAAACGAUAAAGACGUACAUGCACUGGGGGGUCGGCGAUAGCCGAGCGGGAGCGCCGGGAGGUCACCAUUUCACCACGUCGCGUGGGUUCGGAUCCCAGCCGAGACCGGACCCUCCCCUGUACGAGAGGACUGGCGGGUCCACGUACGCAUAGGGAAAAAAGUCUAGUAAGCCCUUAAUGGGCAGGCAAAAUCAAGCCGGUCGUUACGCCAAGAAGAAGGAGAAGACAUACACUUUAUUGAAUAUUGAAUAGCAGCACUUGCUGUAGGGAGUUACAUAGUGUUUUUCCUCCUCUUUCUCUUUAAGAUCACACAUGGACCGGUGUUGGUCGCCCCGCG
Messenger RNA from Anopheles coustani, 1541 nucleotides. Its product is annotated as tRNA methyltransferase 10 homolog A. Gene Ontology annotation, cellular component: nucleus; nucleoplasm. The coding region runs from base 166 to 1089 and encodes 307 amino acids. The transcript has a single exon. The record is from RefSeq and is a predicted model, not a curated record. Gene Ontology annotation, biological process: tRNA N1-guanine methylation. Gene Ontology annotation, molecular function: tRNA binding. Lineage: Eukaryota; Metazoa; Arthropoda; Insecta; Diptera; Culicidae.